UUUUGCUGUGGGUAGUUGGGAGCAAAAAGAAAUAAUAAGCCGUGAUGGAUAAAUAAAGCUGCAGACUCCGAUCUUCUUUGCUUCGAUUGAUCAACGAAGUAAACGAGCUACUGGUGAAAGCGCUUGUACAAACUUGGUUGCUGUCAUAACUGAUUCGUUCCACUGCAAUCCUGAAGAUAUGCCUAUCAAAUCCCAACUUGAUUCUCUUAUCUGUGAAGGCUCGAUGCAGUGGAGGGAUCUUUGUGAAAAUGAGACCUAUAGGGAACGUUUCCCAGAUAAGCAUUUUGACCUCGAGACAGUUCUUGAGGCUAAAGUGCGUCCACUCUCAGUCGUCUUAGAAAAAUCAUUCAUUGGGUUCUUUCAUCCCGAAGGAAUCGAAGAAGAGGAAGGAUUCCACUUCCUUUAUGGUUCCAUGUCUUUUGACAACAUAUGGGACGAGAUUUCUAAGUCUGCUCAAGAAACUCCUCGUCAUGGCAUCUCUUGUGUUUACAUUGUGAGAUGGAAUGACCACUUCUUUAUCCUCAAGGUUGAAAAAGACGAGUACUAUAUCAUUGACACACUUGGGGAGAUGCUUUUUGAGGGUUGUAAUCAGGCAUAUAUCAUCAAAUUCGACCAUGAUACAACAAUUAUGCAAGCACCUAGUGAGUCUCAACAAUCAGAUGAUAAGCCAUCUUGCGAUAGAAAAGAGAAAACCAAUGUCAAAGAGGCUGCGGAUGAAAGCAAAAUUUUCAUGAGCACCAACAGCGACGACAGUAUGCAGGAAGACAAGCAAUCCCUAUUAGGGAGUUACAAGUUGAUGUAAAGAAAGGAUUGAUGGCAUAGACACCCCUUCAUCAGCGCCUACAAAUUGAGUUCCACUACACAAUGAGCUUUGUCCCCAAGUUUGAGGAUUCGUCUUCAGAAGAACUGAUUGCUAACAGUUUGGCCAAAGCACCAUCGACAGCAGCAGAAUAAGCAACGAUUGGUAAAGCUUUACGAGUAUAUACAUAGCGCUAAUCCUUUUUGUUCUACAUACCAUUUAGGAAUUUUGACCUGGAGAGUCUCUUCUUUGUUUUCACUCGUAUAUAUUCUUCUUCAUACUCAAGGAAUGCUAAUGCUAAUGUAAAUGACUAUGGAAC
Messenger RNA from Capsicum annuum, 1118 nucleotides. RefSeq lists its product as uncharacterized. Bases 179 to 802 code for a protein of 207 amino acids. The record is from RefSeq and is a predicted model, not a curated record. The transcript has 2 exons. Lineage: Eukaryota; Viridiplantae; Streptophyta; Magnoliopsida; Solanales; Solanaceae.